Molecule: messenger RNA, 606 nt
Organism: Fonsecaea erecta
Lineage: Eukaryota; Fungi; Ascomycota; Eurotiomycetes; Chaetothyriales; Herpotrichiellaceae
Exons: 1
Coding region: 1-606 (201 amino acids)
Source: RefSeq, a predicted model, not a curated record
AUGGUGACGACGGUAGUAGAAACCGGGGCGACACCAGCCGCCGCCCAGCCGCGAUCCAGGGGUGGGAAGCACCUCUGGAGAAAAGUGACAGACGUGGUGUGCUCCUGCUCCGGCAGCAGGAAGAAGAGCAACAGCAACAACAAGAACAGAAACGAGCAGCAUGCCCUCUCGCAGUUACAGCUUCAAGACACGAAGGACUUCAACUGGAGCACCUCGACCCUCGGGCUGGAAACCGACCGUCACACGAACAUGGGCCAGGGCCCCAGCAGCAUGGAGGAUGACAGAGAAAUUGAGAUCCCCCUUUCCUCCAUGCCGUGGUAUCCCCCGCCUCAGCAGCCGUCGCCAGCGCUCCUGCCGCCGUCUUGGCGAAGCGGCGGCAGGAGGAGGGGGACCGCGGCCGCCGCUGUCGCUGCCGGUACAGAGACAGGGUCGAGUGCAUCGCCAUCGCCAGCACAGAGGCGAGAGGGGCGGAGGAGGACGAAUGAUUCCUCGUAUGGAGCCGAUCGUGGCACCAGACGAGAUUCGGCAAGAGUCAGUAAUGUAAGACGAUACGAGCGAGAGAGGGAUUGGGAAUAUCAAACUUACGGCGCAUGGCUCAUAUUUUGA